AUGAACCCAAUGUUGCGGCGCUGUACGCUGCGGCGCCUCUCAAACUGGAGAGAUCUCCAUGUUGGCACGCCGGCGGCGACUUUUGACGUGAGGAAAGUCGAAUUAACUCCACUGGAGCAGCGAAAGCUUACGUUCGACUCUCACGCCAUGAUGACAGAGCUGGCCAGUAGUGGUUUGGAAAAGCACCAGGCGGAACUAAUCGUCUCCGCCCUUGUGACUUUGGCUACAGCCAACUUGGACAUCGUCUAUAAGGACAUGGUAACCAAGUCGCAUCAGGAAAUUGCAAUGCAGCAGAUCAUGGCCCACCUAGACGCCAUCAGGAAAGACAUGGUGAUCCUGGAGAAAAGUGACUUUGCCAACCUGCGCUCCGAGAACACGAAAAUGAAGCGAGAACUGGAGCAGCUGCAGAACCGACUGAAAGAGGAGAGUCAAAAGGUUAAAGCAGAAACUAAAUUGGACAUCAACCUGGAGAGAAGCCGUGUUUCUGACAUGUUUACAGAACAAAACCGAAAACUCAUGGAGGCCAGCACAGAAUUUCAUCAAAAGAGAGCAGAACUAGAACAUGACAAUAUGGAGACCAGCAAGAAGAUGGACCUGCAGGUGGCGUCACUCAAAACAGUCCUGGAGUCACUCAAGCUGGAGACCAUACGCUACCUCGCAGCGACCGUUUUCUCCUGCCUGGCCAUUGCUCUCGGUGUUUACCGGCUGUGGAGGUGA
This is a messenger RNA of Nerophis lumbriciformis (worm pipefish), 717 nucleotides long. Lineage: Eukaryota; Metazoa; Chordata; Actinopteri; Syngnathiformes; Syngnathidae. The record is from RefSeq and is a predicted model, not a curated record.